Messenger RNA from Trichoderma breve, 1848 nucleotides. RefSeq lists its product as uncharacterized. The coding region runs from base 1 to 1848 and encodes 615 amino acids. Lineage: Eukaryota; Fungi; Ascomycota; Sordariomycetes; Hypocreales; Hypocreaceae. The record is from RefSeq and is a predicted model, not a curated record. The transcript has a single exon.
AUGGAUAGCACAUCAAGCAAUCUCACCAACCUUGGCUGCGACUUUGUCGUGGCUACAACGCAGGCUAGCAUAAAUUCUAGCAUGGUAAAAUUUAUAGAUCAAGCACGCCAGGAAGUCAAGUAUCUAUGCUACCUGGUAAACCCGACAACCGGUGACCUGGAGGACCCAAUCACCCUGGAAGAAUUGAUGAAGCAGACUGGCGGUAUCAAUCCGUUUGAUAUCCCCAAAGGCACCCCUUAUGAUGACCCAAGAAUAACCGCCUGCACUAAUGCCCUUUUCCAAGUUGGCAUCAAGAUGCGGAUAGGGAUACCGCGAAACGUUAACCCAAGAGACUUGUCCAUUGUCAACUUUGGUCAAAAACUCCGCAGUGUCGAUUUCAACAUGUACUACUCAGAUAUUACUGUCAUUGAAAACGAUCCUGUGAAGUGGGGAUAUUCAGGCAGCUGGAAUAUUUGGGAGCAGCCCAGCGAUAAACCUUGGGCAGCUUCGUGCACCGUCGAUCUCGUCCUGAACGAUCUCAGCAAACACCUCGACGACCUUUAUUUCAACAGUCACCCAGACGCCAAGUUUCAACUUAGGCGUGCGCUGGAAAAUCUGUCUGAUACAAUGUUCAGCCUUGAGCAGUUGUGUCUCCGCUGGGGGGCCACCAAACCGCGAAAUGAUGUCAAUUUUCCAGGCAUGGAUAUGAAAACAAAAGCUGGUGGUUGCCUAGUAUCUUGUCUCUUCAAAGGGUAUUUACAAUUUGCCUCUAGACACAGCUUUCCGCCCCUCGUCGUCUCGGCUGUCACAUAUCCCAACCAUGACCCGUCUCUGUACAUGACAGCAAUUUCGGGGAGAGCUGUGAAUCCGCCCAGAGACAGCUCCGGUAACCCUCUAUCAUCUCCUUCCUCAUCCGAACAAGCAAUCGCCACGCUUAACUAUAUCUGCACUAUCAAUAACAAUGGAGUGACGGAUGUUUCAGACUUCAAUUGGAAUUGGGUGCGGCUCGAGGACGUCAAUAAUAAGAGUGGUGUCAUUGCAAUUCGCCGCAAUGUAGUGGCUCAAUUCUUCCUGGAUGUCCUUAAGCGUCUAGCUCCUCGUUACAUGUAUGAACCGGUUGCUCGGAAAGAAGAAAACUACCGCCUACAAUUGCUCAAGGGAGAGUGGCUUAGUGAUGCGACAGCUAAUCUUACAAAUGACGACAGCAGCCGUGUGCUCCAUAUCCAGGCGGGAGUCCCUCCGAGUGAGCCUCUACCGUCCUGGGAUGACCAGAGCAAUGGGAUGAAAGUUUAUAUCGGCCAAGGUAUCAAGUAUGCCAAGGUAGAUAUUCACCCCGGCUAUUCUUGUGAUGUCUAUUUCGAAGGGCAAGAAGUCAGGAUUGAGCAGCGCUUGUGGGUUACUGCCGCGGUUGCUGCCGAGUUCCCACACCAAAACCGGGAUUAUGCAGAGCACAAACCGUUCGACAAGUAUUUGACAGAGAAAUACUCGUUGUCUGUCCGUCAAGGCGGAGGGUUUUAUUUGAGUAGAACGAGUUGCAUGUCUGACGACAAAUCUGAACGAUGCUGGGAAUAUGGCGACAGUGACAGCUCCGAUACCGAGACCGCGAAGAAAGGCUUCUUUUACAACCUCCGACAGAUGAUGGAUGAUCUGAUGCCUGCCGAGAUGAGCUUAAUAGACAUCUGUCAGCCAAACCGCUUCAUAUUUCCUGGAGCCCAACCAUUUACAUAUCAAGACCCCUUCUUCUCCAAGCAUCAAGACUUGAUAGCCAGUAUUCCCCGUCUCAACAAUUACAUGGUCAGUCCUAACCCGGAUCCCCAAACGACCCCCAGUGUGUUUCUGAUCGACUUUUCAACCCAUUCUCAAAACUAG